CAUAAGGUAACUGGACUGGACUGAGGAGAAAGCUAAGAAACUUCUUCUUUUUCCUGUUUUUUCCUUUAACGACAUGGACAUGUCUGUAGUUGUGCCUGUCGAGGCGGAGGCGUUUGUUCAAAGUCUGGAAACUUUCUCUCUGAAGGAGGUGGGCUCUGAGAGGUGGUUCAGACAGCACGAGCGCAUUGAGAAACUUAACAUGCAGGCGAUACUGAAUGCUUCUGCCAUGCACGAUGAGUUUAUUAAGGAGCUCCUGGUAUCAUAUGGAAAGAUACCUGUCCUGGUCCAUGAAAUGAUCCUCAUUGAAGUGUGGAAGCACAAAGUGUUCCCCAUCUUAUGUCAGCUGCAGGACUUUAAUCCCAAGAGCACAUUUCAUCUUUACAUGGUGAUCCACCAUGAAGUUACGAUCAUAAACCUGCUUGAAACGAUAAUGUAUCAUAAGGAUUCGUGUGAGGCAGCUGAUGACUCUGUUCUUGACUUGGUGGAUUACUGCCACCGCAAACUCACCUUGCUGGCCAGCAAAGCGACCACGGAGCGCACAGCGACUCAUGACAAACACAAUCUGACAGGAGGAGCAGCUGUUUCCAAUAUAGAGGAGUUGCAGAUGCAGAGUGCUGUACUGGAGUUUGAAAUUUCCCUGAAAGCUGUUUCUGUGUUGCGCUACAUCACUGAUCACACCGAGAGUGUCAGUGUCAUCAACCGCAUGCUGUGCACACAUAACCUGCCCUGUGUGCUUGUUCAGCUGAUUGACUGCUGUCCUUGGAGUCGCUAUAAAGAAGGUGAGGUAGAAAAGUACAUUAAUAACAGAUGGCAGAAGAUUCCUGUGGAGGACCAUUUAAAGAUGACAAAACUAGAUGGUCAGGUCUGGAUUUCUCUUUACAAUCUGCUGCUGAAAGAAGACUGCCAAAGGAAAUAUGAAUUCAACAAUUUCAACAAGAAUCAGAUUUUAAAGCUCCGAGGUUUCCUGACGGAGGUGUUGGUCGAUCAGCUGCCAAACCUGGUGGAGCUGCAGCGUUACCUGGCUCAUCUGGCUGUUUCAGACCCUGCCCCUCCCAAAAAAACACUCAUUCUGGAACAGAUCCCAGAAAUAUGGAACCACAUUGUGAGAGAGAAUUCUGGGAAGUGGAAGGCGAUAGCAAAGUAUCAAGUGAAAGAAACAUUCAACCCGUCUGAGAGUGACCUGAGGCUGCAGGCAAAAAGGUUGGCUGAGACGUACAAUUUGGAUGUGAUGGAGAUUUUACUUCCUGAGAAGCCAAAGUGCGGAUCCUGUGGGAAAGAGGCUACAAAGAGAUGCUCUCGAUGUCAAGGAGAAUGGUACUGUCACAGAGAGUGUCAGGUGAAGCACUGGCCUAAACACAAGAGAGCCUGCCAGCUCAUGGCUGAGGCCACUGAGAAGAUCCAGAAGGACCUGCACACCAGCGGCUAACAGAGAGGGUGCUGAAGCACACGUCAGGACAGGUGGCAGAUGGGAGAUUUUGUCACUGCUGAGUCACAAGAUGGGAGAACAGCUCUGCAUGUGAUCUGCAUGUACGGUCUGUAAAUUUGGAUUUGACCAAUUAUUUCUAUGUUUACUGAAAGAACUAACGUAUUUGUCAAGAGAUUUUAUACCCAUUUGAU
Molecule: messenger RNA, 1617 nt
Organism: Plectropomus leopardus (leopard coralgrouper)
Lineage: Eukaryota; Metazoa; Chordata; Actinopteri; Perciformes; Serranidae
Gene: zmynd10
Product: zinc finger, MYND-type containing 10
Biological process (GO): motile cilium assembly; outer dynein arm assembly; inner dynein arm assembly
Cellular component (GO): centriolar satellite; cytoplasm
Source: RefSeq, a predicted model, not a curated record